AUGCACACACACCCAAACACACACAUAUACAUGGUGGUGCGGUGGCAUACAUUUCGUGGUAGAAUUAUGGUGCAGGCUGUAGACCGCGCGUUCGAUGUGCUCGUGAUGACUGUACUCCUGACGCUAUUCGUCGAUCAAGUAAGAGCGACGAUGAAGAACCGUUCUAAUGAUGCAGCUCUUGUACACCUCAGCAGCAUGCUAUAGCCCUGUAGAAUGUUAGCGUAUAUCUCGUGUACCAGUGCCUCCUUGUUCUAUUCUGCUCGACCUGAGGUCGAUCAAUACAUCGGUUUUACGCACGGCUCGUCCGUGUCUAGACAAUGAACUCUUGUUCGUUGUGUUUCUCAUUCAUGCGUGUCUUCUAGGCUGUGCAAUGGGGGGCGUGUUUGCCCUCCUCCACAAGAGUGCUGUACCCUUGGCUGUUGUUACGGGCUUUUUGACAUGCGCUCUUCAUCAGACAUGUAUGUUUUUGCAAUUUGGACUUAUUGGUACUUAUGGGCAGCAGUGCUUGUUGGAUUGGCUAUAGCAGCAGCAUGUAGUUGCUGGUUAUGGAAACGUCAUCAUUCAUUUCGUCAUCGUUCAUGGUCUCCUGAAAUAGUAGAAGAUUUUACUUCCUCCGACAGAGAAUCUUCGGUAUCUUGGUAUGCUCCACCUCGUUAUAGAUGUUCUGGUUCCUUUGUCCAAGCAUUACCACCUCCAUAUAAUGAGGUUACGGCCAAACCAAAUCUGUAUCCAUUAGUUAUUGGAUACGAUGAAGGAUCUGGUAAAGGAACUUCGGGAUUUGUAAUGCGUUAUUUUAGAUCACUCUCACACGCGAGCACAUUAGAUUCAUUAGGUUCAAGUUUUAUGUGUAAUAUGGUGAAUGAAGCAAAUACCAUAAUUCCACCACCGUAUUCGUGUAAUAAUAGCGUUGACGAGCUAUCUGCAGUAGAAUGUGCCAGAAUGGAAAAUAUGGACGUUGGAUCGGUCGUAUCAUUGGCUAAUCAUAGAACUACUUCUGACAUAUCGAGUUUAGCUGCUCAAUCUCCGUGUUCACCACCGCGGGCUACUAGUCCAACGAUAGAGUUACGUGAACUGUUAGAUAAAAUUCAACAAUUACCCCAAUUACCCGGUGGGCAUAGCACCGUUUUGUCUUGUUACCAAAAUCGACCUCAAGUUUUAUGUGCUUCAAAUGCAAACGGCUCUACGCAGCGGCCUCUAAGUCCAGGAGACAUUGGAUCUUAUAAAACUAGACGAACACGAGGAAAAAUGUAUAUGCCAUUAGGCCUUCCAAAUUCGAAAAGUAAAGCUAAGCGAUGGUUAUCACGAUCUGCACCGACAACACCAUCGGGCACGAUACCAAUGUCUUUCUUACCCGGGCAAAGUAGACGACCUUCCGAAAUUGAUAAUAAUAAUCGGCAAGUAGUUCCUUUGCUUUCGGAACAAGAUGAGACGGAGAGCAAUAAUGUGGAUCAGAUGAACGACAUUCCAUUGUUAUCCGAACAAGAAGAAGAUCGACAGCAAACAUGACAAAUCGUCUAAAUGUGAUUCACGCUUACAUCUUAUGGAAUCUAUUCCAGAUAACGUCAACCUAAGUAAUCUUUAUAUUUUUAACACGGCUGGUAAAUUCUUUAUUACAACUUUAUACGAAAAGUUACCCUGUGUAAACCUUCGGCAAUUGAUUUCGUCCAAAAACUGAUAUUGCCUGUACUCCUAGAAAAGAGAAACGUUUAAUGCUAUGACUUAAUUGUUCUUUUCAUCAACAGCCAAUGCCAUAGUAUCCUUUCUUUUUUCUAGCGAGUCUUUCAGACCGAACCGAUGCGCGAUAGUAUGAUAAAUGAUAACGUACUCUUUAAGCUCUGUGAAAUAGCGUACAAUUAACUUACAGACAGUCACAGAAACACGAAGAACAUAUACACGAAAUGUUAUGAUGAUAGAUUUUAUGUAGAUGUAUUUAAGCCUUGCUUGUUGAAAACUUGGUCGAAGUAUGUAUUUUAUACAUCGAAUUUAAUUUUUGCCUAAACAGUAAUAUAAAUUGAACGUAAGUUAUAAGUUAAAAGAACGAAUUAUUUAGCUGUUGCAUCGAUAAGUUUUAAUCGUACACAGUAAUACAGUGUCCAUCCAAAAGCAGCCAGCCAGAAUGAAGUUAUGGACAAUAUACGAGUUAAAAUAGUACGAGUUCGAGUGAAUGAAAUACGGAAGAGUCAAAUUAUGACAAGUUGAUGUACAAUAUCAGUUUUAUUGAACGGUAGAGAAUACUUGUAAAGGUAAUGUUAUCGCAAGCACAACGAUUACAGAGUAUUGAUAAUUUUAAAUAAAAUGAUGCGAAAGAUGCGAAAGAUAUGAAUGAUAUUUGUAACGAGGGUGAAACGGACAUAUGCGCCGAACAGUUAGGAGGAAACGAUAAUCUGCCGUGUCACGAAAAUCCCAUUCAUAAUCAUAGGAUUUAAUAAACAUUUGUUACAAUCACAAAUUUUAUUCUUAAAGACGUAAAUGAGAAACAGUCACUUUAACUGUACCACUCAUUCAUUCACACACCAUGUAUUAACAUGUAUUUUUUUAUAAAUCGGAU
Molecule: messenger RNA, 2548 nt
Organism: Eufriesea mexicana
Lineage: Eukaryota; Metazoa; Arthropoda; Insecta; Hymenoptera; Apidae
Exons: 6
Coding region: 439-1506 (355 amino acids)
Cellular component (GO): cytoplasmic vesicle membrane
Source: RefSeq, a predicted model, not a curated record